Molecule: messenger RNA, 1746 nt
Organism: Trichoplax adhaerens
Lineage: Eukaryota; Metazoa; Placozoa; Uniplacotomia; Trichoplacea; Trichoplacidae
Exons: 14
Coding region: 1-1746 (581 amino acids)
Biological process (GO): protein phosphorylation
Molecular function (GO): diacylglycerol-dependent serine/threonine kinase activity; ATP binding
Source: RefSeq, a predicted model, not a curated record
AUGUCGAUAAACAGUGUUACCCCAUUAACUAAGCACCAUACCUGGACUCGUCAAGGUGCUUUCAAGCGCAAAAAAGUUCAUGAGAUAUGUGGUCAUCAAUUCGUCGCUACCUAUUUUCGUCAAUUUACCUACUGUUCUCAUUGUAAAGAAUUUAUUUGGGGAGUUAUCGGAAGACAAGGAUACCAAUGUCGAUCUUGUCGAAUUGUCGUCCAUAAACGAUGUCAUCAACUUACAGUUACUAAGUGCACUUCGAAUUUGCCAGAGGAUGAAGAUUCUACUAUAGGUUUCAAUAUCAACGUUCCGCAUAACUUUGCAACGCAUAGUUAUCGGUCUCCAGCAUUUUGUGAUCAUUGUGGUUCAUUACUGUACGGAUUAUUCCGUCAAGGAAAGCAAUGUAAAGAAUGUAAAAGAAAUGUUCACUUCCGUUGUAUUCAAUAUGUUCCAAAUGAUUGCGGCAUUAACAAAGCACAAGUCGGCGCAGCUUUGGCGGCUAUUGGUCGUUCUAGUGAUUUCUUACACAAAAAUUCAAUUUCUUCUGCCGAUGAAAAACCGGUAUAUUUAAAAUGGCAUUUUAAUUUCAGUUCGGUCAAAUUUGAAAACUACAUCAAGAUUUACAUUUGCAUUACUUUGUUAAUCAGAAUGGAAAGAGUAUUCGACCGGUCAAAAAGAAAACUUCAGGAGAAGUUAUCACACCACCAAACACAUGCGGAUAACAAAAAGAUACAUUCGAUCGAUGAUUUUAAGUUUUUAAAAGUUCUUGGCCGCGGAACCUUUGGCAAAGUAAUGCUUGGUGAAUUAAAAAGUACGGGAGACGUCUUUGCUAUUAAGAUACUAAGAAAGGAAUCAGUUCUACAAGACGACGACGCUGAAUGCGCCAUAAUGGAGCGACGAAUACUUGCAUUAUCUAUUAAACACCCUUUUCUAGUUGGCCUAUAUUGUUCAUUUCAAACUACGCAUCGACUCUUCUAUGUUAUGGAAUAUGCUAAUGGAGGAGAUCUUAUGUUUCAAAUCCAAAAAUAUAGCCGAUUUAAUGAAGAAAAAACUAGGUUUUAUUCGGCUGAGAUUGUCCUAGCCUUGCAGUUUCUGCAUCAAAAUGGAAUUAUUUAUAGAGAUCUUAAACUUGACAAUGUGCUGUUAGACAGUGAAGGCCAUAUAAAAAUAACUGAUUUUGGUAUGUGUAAAGAAAAUAUGUUUGGUAGCUGCUUGACUAAAACUUUUUGUGGGACACCUGAUUAUAUCGCUCCAGAGAUAUUGCUAGAGAUUGACUAUGGAUUCUCGGUGGAUUGGUGGUCGCUAGGUGUGUUAAUGUAUGAAAUGUUAGCUGGAGAGCCCCCUUUUGAAGGAGAUAGCGAAGAAGAACUAUUUGAAUCCAUUCUACAUAAUGAUAUUCAUUAUCCAGUUUGGCUGUCCCGUGAAGCUCUCCGUAUUCUCAAAGGCUUAUUGAUUAAAAAUCCUGGCAAAAGACUAGGUUGUACGCUUUCUAAGGAUGAGAACUCAAUUCGAGAUAAUGCGUUUUUUACUAAUAUUAAUUGGGCAAAGCUAGAAAAAAGAGAAGUUAUACCUCCUGUCAUCCCAAAUGUGAAAAAUAGAUAUGAUUGUUCAAACUUCGAUGAAGAAUUUGUAAAUGAAAAGCCCAUAUUAACACCAACCGGCGAUAGUACACUUGACUCCAUUGAUCAACAGGAAUUUCAAGGCUUUUCUUUCGUAAAUCGAGGUAAUAUAAAAUUUUACUCAAGUCAGAAUUAA